GCCCAGGGCGGCCGUGAAGGGGAGGGACACGCAAGGAGCCGCGCGGGAGCUGCUUCCUGGGCACAGGUGCCUGCGUCUGUGUGGACCAUGCCCAAGACAUUUGCCCUCUUGCUCCUCCUGAGCCAGACUGCCGCGGACCCCUGCUAUGACCUGGGGGGCCGUCCCCGCUUCUGCCUCCCGCCAGUGACCCAGCUGGCCGGGGUGGCGGUCUCCUGCCCCCAGGCCUGCACCCUGUCCCUGGGGGCGGUUUCCAGCCCCGGUGCCUCCUGCAAUGGCAGCCUGGCCCUGGCCCUGGGCGGCCCCUUCCUCCUGACGUCUGUUAGCCUGCGCUUCUGCUCCCCGGGACCCCCAGCCCUGGUCCUGUCUGUGGCCUGGGCCACUGCAGGUCCCUGGCGGCCACUGUGGAGAAGGCCUGCCUGGCCUGGGGCCUUGGGGGGCCCCGAGCGGUUGACCUUCCGUGCCCCACCGGGCCCUAGGGCCAGCAUGGCGGCCAGCCACCUCCGUGUGGAGUUCGGGGGCCAGGCCGGGCCGGCAAUGGCCAGCGUGAGAGGACGGUGCCAGUGCCACGGCCAUGCUGCCCGCUGCGCCGCCCGCGCCCGGCCUCCCCGCUGCCGCUGCCGCCACCACACCACCGGCCCGGGCUGUGAGAGCUGCCGCCCGUCCCACCGCGACUUGCCCUGGCGGCCAGCCACGCCCUGGCACCCCCACCCCUGCCUGCCCUGCUCCUGCAACCAGCACGCGCGACGCUGCCGCUUCAACACUGAGCUGUUCAGGCUGUCAGGUGGCCACAGUGGAGGUGUCUGUGAGCGCUGCCGCCACCACACAGCCGGGCGGCACUGCCACUACUGCCAGCCGGGGUUCUGGAGGGACCCCAGCCAGCCUCUCACCAGCCGCAAGGCCUGCCGGGCCUGCCAGUGCCAUCCCAUUGGCGCGACAGGAGGGGCCUGCAACCAGACCAGUGGGCAGUGCUCCUGCAAGUUGGGGGUCACAGGCCUCAGGUGCAACCGCUGUGGUCCUGGCUACCAGCAGAGUCGCUCCCCCAGGAUGCCCUGCCAGCGAAUUCCAGAGGCUACAACCACCUUUGCUACAACCCCUGGUACAUACAGCUCUGACCCUCAGUGUCAAAACUACUGCAAGACCUCGGACACCAGGGUGCACAUGGGCCUUCGGAGGUACUGCCAGCAGGACUAUGUCCUCCGCGCGCAGGUGCUGGCGUCCGACGAGGCGGGCCCGGAGUGGCAGCGGCUGGCGGUGCGCGUGCGGGCCGUGUACAAGCAGCGGGAGCGGCCCGUGCGCCGCGGUGGCCAGGACGUCUGGGUGCCCCGCGCAGACCUGGCCUGCGGCUGCCUGCGCCUACGCCCCGGCGCCGACUACCUGCUGCUGGGCAGCGCGGCCGGCGCCCCCGACCCCGCGCGCCUGGUCCUCGACCGCCACGGCCUGGCGCUGCCCUGGAGGCCGCGCUGGGCCCGGCCGCUGCGGCGGCUGCAGCAGGAGGAGGGCGUCGGGGGCUGCCGCGGCCUGCUGCCUCCAACACCGGGUCCCCGCGCCCCAGCGGUCGAGCCCGGGGGAGCGGCCUGGGACCGGAACCAAAGCGCCGGAAGGCCACCCUAA
This is a messenger RNA of Choloepus didactylus (southern two-toed sloth), 1611 nucleotides long. It is a transcript of the gene NTN5, whose product is annotated as netrin 5. Gene Ontology annotation, molecular function: protein binding. Bases 88 to 1611 code for a protein of 507 amino acids. Lineage: Eukaryota; Metazoa; Chordata; Mammalia; Pilosa; Megalonychidae. The transcript is spliced from 7 exons. The record is from RefSeq and is a predicted model, not a curated record.